GGCGGUGGCGGCGGGCACCUGCUGGGGCCGCCGGUGGCAGGGAUGCUCCUGCCCUUUGCGGCGGAGCGGGGAGGCUGCCGCAGUCCCCGCGCCGGGGUCUGGGAGCCGCUGCCGGCAGCAGCAGAGGGACGGAGGAAGGAGAUGCUGCUUGCGCCUGCCCGGCCCUGCUGCCGCCUGGGGAAAUGAACAUGAGUCUGCCAGGCCGCGUCUCCUGCUCCAUGCUCAACUGCUUUGGUGAGGAGGGCCCUCCCAGUUUGGAGUAUAUCCAGGCCAAGGACUUGUUCCCCCCGAAAGAGCUUGUGAAGGAGGAAGAGUCAUUGCAGGUCCCAUUCACCGUGUUGCAGGGCGAGGGAGUGGAGUACCUUGGCCAUGCAAACGAUGCUGUGAUUGCCAUCUCCAACUACCGGCUUCAUAUCAAAUUCAAGGAUUCUGUGAUCAAUGUGCCUUUGAGGAUGAUGGAAAGCGUGGAGUGUCGGGAUAUGUUCCAGCUUCACAUCGUCUGCAAGGACUCCAAAGUGAUCAGGUGCCAUUUUUCCACCUUUAAGCAGUGCCAGGAGUGGCUGAAGAGGCUGACUCGAGCCAUUGCCCGCCCUGCUAAGCCUGAGGACCUCUUUGCAUUCGCCUACCACGCAUGGUGCUUAGGAGUCUGUGUUGAUGAGGAGGAUCAACAUGCACAUCUCUGCCGUCCAGGAGACCAUGUGAGAUACCGCUUUGAGAUGGAGCUGGUGAGGAUGGGCUUCGACUUGCAGAACGUCUGGCGCGUCUCUGACAUCAACAACAAUUACAAGUGAGUGCUUCACCACCAGGUUCUUCCCUCUCUCCUCUUUCCUCACCUUCUUCCCUUUGCAGUCCCCUUGUGGAGCAGUGGAUGAGUCAGACCCCAGCUAAUCCUCCUUCCUGCCUUGAUAACCCUCAGGCAGAUCAGCAUAUGAAGCAGAUCCCCUUUUGUUCUGCCCUUCACAUCAUGGAACUGAGGAAGGAAUGCGGCCCAAACACCAGAGCUAGCAGCACGUCUAAAUGCUGACUCAUGUAGCUUAUAAUGUGGCAGCCAUAAUUCAUCCUUGAAGAUGUUCUGGAGUCUUGGAGGAACUGUCCCUCAUAGGGUUGCUUUUCUGGUCAGUCAUUGUGUCUAAAAUGCUCGCGCUGUUUGAAAUUAGAAAUACCAAGUUUUCUUAAAGUCGGGCAGCUUUUCAGCUCAGUUGAGAAACAGGAGUAGCCAGGGAAAGGCUGUCAGGAUGCUUGGAAGUCUUGGGGAGUCAUAGAAUCACAGAAUGGUUGGGGUUGGAAGGGACCUUAAAGACCACCCAGAGCCACCCCCUGCCCUGGGCAGGGACACCUCCCACCACACCA
Molecule: messenger RNA, 1350 nt
Organism: Calidris pugnax (ruff)
Lineage: Eukaryota; Metazoa; Chordata; Aves; Charadriiformes; Scolopacidae
Product: myotubularin-related protein 4-like
Exons: 6
Coding region: 183-791 (202 amino acids)
Biological process (GO): regulation of autophagy
Molecular function (GO): phosphatidylinositol-3,5-bisphosphate 3-phosphatase activity; protein phosphatase binding
Source: RefSeq, a predicted model, not a curated record